Molecule: messenger RNA, 2316 nt
Organism: Heterobasidion irregulare TC 32-1
Lineage: Eukaryota; Fungi; Basidiomycota; Agaricomycetes; Russulales; Bondarzewiaceae
Exons: 6
Coding region: 1-2316 (771 amino acids)
Source: RefSeq, a predicted model, not a curated record
AUGUCCACCCCUGUACUCUUUCCCUGGUCCUCCUUUGCGUCAGGACACGCUCCCAUAGAGCGCCUCCCUCCUGAACUGCUCUACGCCAUCGCGCUCUACCUCAUCGCCGGCGUCGCUGUCAGCACCUAUGGCAGCAGUAACACCGAUCACCCCUCUCACCGUCCCCCCCUCGGCCCGCCUGCAUCCCUCCUCAACAUCCUCCUUACCUCCCGCACUGUCCACGCCAAACUUGCCCCCGCUCUCCCGCUUCUCGCUGCGCGCACAUUCGAGCUCAGUUUUGAUGUGGGAGCAAUACGGAGGAGGUUGGGCACACACCGAGUUGACUCCGGGCGGGUUAAGCAGAAGGCGAGCAUGACACAGGCACGGUGGGAGACCCUCGGCCGCAUCAGGCGGCUGGAGUUCGGCAACAGCGCCAAGGUACACUGCGAGAGCUCGGUACUGAUACACGACCUUUGGACGGUGUAUCUCAUGCUCCUCGAGCAUGACAACGCAAAUCGUGCACAGCUCAUUAAACAUGCGCAGCUCCCGCGCUACCUCUGGCGCCUCAUCCGUGUCGGUUACGACGCCCGUGAGGCUCAGGAAAGCAACAGUGAUCCAGGGGCUGAGGGCCAGGGGGGAGUACUGCCAGGGUGGUCUGCGCACACAGAGGAGAACGUGGAACUGAUGAGUCUCGUAUCUUGGGCACUGUGGCUGACGACGACCGUGGAGGAGAUCGAGUGCAUGACGCACGAGACGCGGGCAAGCAUCAUCCGCCUCUUCGUCCCCUUCCUCGCGUUCGGCUUCCAGUAUCCCUCGCAUUUCUUCCCCGCAACCCACCUAUGCCUCCCCUUCUGCCCUCACUUAAUUCCAGCUUCCUGCUCUCCCCCCACACGUGCGAGUCUCUCGCCGUCCAGAUCCCCUCUCCUCCCGCCGCUUCGCACGCUCACCUAUGCAGGCCGUACCCUCGUACUCGCCGCUCCCCCGCUCGUGCCCGCAGCGACGCUUCUCGUGAGCUCAACGGUGCAAGCACAGAUGAAGGCGGGGCUGAGGGCCGAUCUCAGGAUGACGUCGGCGAGAGAGGGAGGGGAGGGGGGGAAUGGUGGACAAGGGGACGAGGGCGUGGGACAGCAAGGAGGAGAGCAAGACGAAGAGAACCCCCGUGCGCGCUCCCUCAAGCUCUGGCUUGACUCGCCAUCACUCGCGUUCGAUCCUUCUUCCAAAGACAAUGACGUCACGAUCGCGAGCACUGGCUCUUCCAAUAACAAAGAUGUUGACAAUGACGACGCUGAGGAUAUUGGAGAACCGAGCGAUCGACAUGACGAGGACUGGGGGCGCAUCGUCGGAUGCGGAGAUCCGUGGGGUUCUGUGUCGUCGACGGUAAGGGGACGGGUGUAUAGCCCGGGUGCUAUGUGUGGGACGUGGAGUGGGAUGCUCUCGUGCCCGGACCAGACCCAGGUCGCCCGUAUCGUCCACGCUCCCGAUUUAUCCAACAGCCCAGCUGAGCCCCAACCCGCACCAACAAAUAAUCAGCAUCAGCAACAGCAUGUAGCGCAACUUAGGCGACUCUCCCUUCCGCACCCACACCGUGUAGCACACCGCCCGCUGUUCGCGACGCUCCGCGAGUAUCAUUGUCUCGUGCCCGAUAUCCCACUGCGUGCGGGUAUCGGGGAGGAGGCGUUGAGAGCGUUCUUGCCUGCCGGAGUCGAAGGAGCGGUUGGAAUGCAAGGUGGACUCGGAGGUGGAGAUGGCCAAGGGGCUGAGGUGUGUGCAGUUUGGUUCAAUGGGUGGCAUCAGAGUCGCGAUGUGAUGGAGAUACGCGAUCCGGUCAAGGGGACGACACAUGUGUACUAUCGGUUUAGAGGUGGGGAAGGGGAAGGGGAAGGAGAUCUGCCCUAUUGCGCGAAAGGCAUGGAGAAGCUCAGGCAUGGGGAAGACAUCAGAAUUGAAAGCGACGAGGACAGCGAGGACAGCGAGGAAAAGAGAGGCGACGGUGAAGAGGCAGACGAUAGUAAAGAUGGCGAUGAAGACGACGCGACGGAGUUUGUCGAUCACGUCUCCAGCGGGGUCAACGAUAUCCUCAUUGUCGGGGAGACCGGCGGCGUGCACGGUACGGCUUGGGGCCAAUUUGGAUUCGUCGGGCGUGUACGCUCAUGGGACGGUUUGGUCGUGGUCGUGCGGUAUCCUCUUGACGCUCUCGCCAUGCACAUCGGUGCGCGCUGGGUAUUUCGCGGCUACGUCCACGCGGGCGACGUCUGGGCCGGGCGCUGGCGCGAGACGGCGACAGGCAUCGCGCACAUUGGGUUUGAAGGUGGAUUUGCGCUCGUGCGGGCGCGUUGA